AUGCUGCUGUGGCGGUGGCUCGUGAGGGGCGGCCGGGCGCCAUGGGGAGCCGCGCUCCUCGGCGCGGCCCUCGCCGCCCCGCGCUGCCGCCCGCCGCCCUUCUCCACGACCGGCGCGCGGGACGCCAAGAGCCGGCGGCUCGCGCGGAAGAGAGCCCUGACGGAGCGGCAGCUGACACGCUAUUUUGUGGAUCAUCGGAAAGUGCGYGUGGUUGGAGGACAAGGCGGAGGAGGGGGCCAUUCUUUUUAUAGUGAGCCCAGAAAAGAAUUUGGAGGUCCUGAUGGUGGAAAUGGUGGUGAUGGGGGUCACGUCAUUUUCAAAGCUGACCGCCAAAUGAAAUCACUUUCAUCAAUCCUUCCCUUCUACCAAGGUUUUCAUGGACAGAGAGGAGGAAGCAAAAACUGCUAUGGAGCCAGCGGUGCAUACAUGUACGUUAAAGUCCCUGUAGGUACAUUGGUUAAAGAAGAUGGGAGAGUUGUGGCUGACUUCACUCGACAUGGUGAAGAGUAUAUUGCAGCUUAUGGGGGAGCUGGAGGGAAAGGUAAYCGCUUUUUUCUUUCCAAUGAGAACCGAGCCCCAACGUUCUUUACUCCUGGAGAGCCAGGCCAGGACAGAGUCCUCCACUUGGAACUCAAGACAACAGCACAUGCAGGAUUGGUGGGUUUUCCCAAUGCAGGGAAAUCAUCACUUUUGAGAGCAAUCUCCAAUGCAAAGCCAGCAGUGGCUGCCUACCCAUUCACAACCCUAAACCCUCACGUUGGCAUCGUUCACUAUGAGGACUAUGAGCAAGUAGCAGUUGCUGAUAUUCCUGGCCUAAUAAGAGGUGCUCAUCAAAACAGAGGCCUCGGGAUGGCAUUCCUAAGGCACAUCGAACGCUGUCGUUUUCUCCUAUAUGUGUUAGAUAUGUCUCAGUCUCAGCCUUGGAUUCAGCUGCAAGACUUAAAAUAUGAACUGGAACAAUAUAAAAAAGGACUGUCCAAGAUUCCAUGUGCUAUCAUUGGGAAUAAGAUUGACCUUGCCCAGUCCAGGACUAAUUUGCCACUUCUCAAAGAACAAGUAGGUGAGCGGGUCAUUGCGUUGUCUGCAUUGACAGGUGACAACCUAGAGGAAUUAUUGCUGCAUUUGAGAGAACUGUAUGACAAUUAUGUGAAAACAGAACAGUCACAAGGAAAAAGCCCAGUCAAGUGGUAGGAAGCAGAACUACUGUGAGCCAUAAUGGAGGCUAAAAUAUCAUAAUUUGAUGGAUUAGAUGACAUCUUCCUUUUAAGGGCAUAAAGUGUGUGGAUUUACUCUCCACUGCUCUGUUGGAAACCUGCUUGUUUUGGUUCCCUUUGAAGUCUCUCAGACUUUUUGCAACAAAACUUGAAAGUUGUAAUAAAGACAGUUGCCAUUUUCCAGUUCAGCAUCCAAGAUCCUCUCUGGUAUUAGAUGGAUACCUGUGGAAUGACGAAGAAUGCUGUCUGGUGGAACUGACUGAAGCUCAGGAUCUGCGGGCAAUGUUGAUUUGCUUUUCUGAACUAGAAAGAAGUGACUUCUCACUGUCAUUAAUCAAAAUUUCUAAAUAAAAAUAAGCUAAUCCA
Nothoprocta perdicaria is the source of this 1580-nucleotide messenger RNA. It is a transcript of the gene MTG2, whose product is annotated as mitochondrial ribosome associated GTPase 2. NCBI's taxonomy places the organism in Eukaryota, Metazoa, Chordata, Aves, Tinamiformes, Tinamidae. The record is from RefSeq and is a predicted model, not a curated record. The transcript has 6 exons. The coding region runs from base 1 to 1191 and encodes 396 amino acids. Gene Ontology annotation, molecular function: magnesium ion binding; GTP binding; GTPase activity. Gene Ontology annotation, cellular component: mitochondrion.